AAAUGGAGCCUGGGAAGUGAAGUCUCCGGACUGUCGGAGUCCCGUAGUGAAGGCAGAAAGUAGGCGUUGCUAGUCCGCUCCACUAGCACGCCGGUUCCUGGCUGGGCUCCGGGUCUCUCGCUCCCGCUCAGGGUUUUCGCGGGCGGCGGGAGCGGUAUGGCUCGCCUGAGUAAACUCCAGCGGGAGGGGGAGGAGGGUAGUGGGUGGGGAGGCGGGGUCAGCGGAAGCGGCAGGUUGCUUCCUUCUCCUCUGGCUCCCUCCCCGCCUCUCCCUGAGGGAGCGGUGGGAGGGGGAGGGCAGGGCAGAGGGAAGGUAGUGACACGUGUCAAUCAACCCCCCUCCGGGGGGCGCGCGCUCCGGGGCUCGCGCCGAGGGCUCGCGCCCCUGCCUCGUGCCUGCGCUGCUCGUAUGUAAAUGAGGGCGCGUGACGCGGGACGCAGAUGGACAAGGGAAGAGAGAGAAUGGCCGCUGCCGCCGCCGCUGCUGCCGCCGCCGCCGCCGCCGCCGCUCAGUGCCGGAGCCCUCGGUGCGCGGCGGAGAGAAGAGGAUUCCGGCGGGAACUCGACUCUUGGCGCCACCGCCUCAUGCACUGUGUAGGUUUUGAGAGUAUUUUAGAAGGGCUUUAUGGACCACGGCUACGAAGAGACCUCAGUUUAUUUGAAGACUGUGAACCAGAAGAGCUGACUGACUGGUCUAUGGAUGAAAAAUGUUCAUUUUGUAACCUACAGAGAGAAGCAGUCAGUGAUUGUAUACCAUCUCUUGAUUCUUCACAGUCAACACCAACAGAGGAGCUAUCAUCUCAGGGCCAGUCCAACACUGAUAAGAUUGAAUGCCAAGCAGAAAAUUACCUAAAUGCACUCUUUCGAAAGAAAGAUCUUCCUCAGAACUGUGAUCCUAACAUUCCCCUAGUUGCUCAGGAAUUAAUGAAAAAGAUGAUACGUCAAUUUGCGAUUGAGUACAUUUCAAAAAGUGGUAAAACUCAAGAGAAUAGAAAUGGUUCAAUUGGACCAAGUAUAGUAUGUAAAAGUAUCCAAAUGAAUCAAGCAGAAAACUCCCUUCUGGAAGAGCAGGAAGGCCCCUUAGACCUCACUGUGAAUCGAAUGCAAGAACAAAAUACUCAGCAAGGGGAUGGAGUGUUAGAUCUCUCUACAAAGAAAACCAGCAUAAAAUCUGAAGAGUCAUCCAUAUGUGAUCCUUCUUCUGAAAAUUCAGUGGCUGGUUCAACUGUUGAUGCAAAAUCAGAGGAAGCUACUAAAAUGGAAAAAAGAAAAUCAGCAUUAAACAAAGUUUUGGAAUCUUUGUGCAUACAUCACCAGCAACAAGUUUUGGCUAUGUUGAAAUUUCUAGUCCAAGAGCAGAAUGCUGCUUCUCUUUGCUGUUGUAAUACAUCAUGUGUUGUGUCUUCAGAAUCUCAAAAGCCCUUAAUCGAAGAUGAUUUAUAUGGUCUGUUCUGUAGUUGUGAAUAUAGGCUGGCAGAAAGAGGUUGUUUACAAAACGAAAAACAAAGCCCUGGUUUAGAACCUCUGCCAGUCUGUAUUAAAGAUUUACAUUGUUUAUCUUGCCAAACUGUAACUGUUGAACACGUUAAGCCAGUAGUGAAUAGAGGAAUUGCAGACAGUUAUAAUUCUCACAGGUGCUGUUCUGGACUGUUACCAAACAUUCACUCUACAAGAUCAGCCUUUCGUAGUCCUCUUUUGUCAAAGGAAGUAUGUGAUCUUUCAGUCACUCUUAAAGAUGCCUGUAGAUCUCGAAGUCCCUCACCCCCACCAUUAUCACCUGUAGAAACUGAAGGAUUUGAAAAAUUGAAAGACGUCAUCUCAGAGAUUUCAGCCUUAGAAAAUAACAAACUUGAAGCAAACAUUAACCAGCCUCCAUCUCUCACACCAGCAGAAAUAAGCAGCAAUAAGAGUGAUCAUCAAGAUAAAAUACUUAAAACUAAAAAAUCCAGUAACUCUUAUUCUUUACUCUCAAAUGACAGCAAUAAUUCUACUACAAAUCAUGAAAAAGGUGAAACUGCUGUAAUUUUUCAAGAUUUAAUGGAUCGCAUUAAUGAAAAACUAAAAUCAAUAGAAACCACGGAUAUGACAAGCCUUGUAAAAUUAUCUAGCAGUGAUUAUAAUACAUAUAAUGACUUAAAAUUGGGAGAUUUCAUAACAUCUCUCUUGCAUAAUGCAAAAGCCAGUGAUUAUAGUUUUAUGGAAUUAUUGAGUCAACAUGAUAAAAAGGUAGAAAAUAAAAUUAUUCAGACAAGAUUUCGAAAGCGUCAAGAAACUUUAUUUGCAAUGCGCAACUCCUCUGAUUCACCCAUGUUUAGAAGGCAGUCUUUACAGAUAAAGAGAGAACUUGCUAGUCUUGAUGAAAAUUUUACAAGAAAAAAAUACACCGAAAAAAGUUCAAGGAAAUUGACACAAAACAAUGAGAUAUCUUCAUCAGACAAAGGAGAAUUCUAUCAUGACCAAGGGGCUUCUUUACAAAAUUCUAAAAGACUUCAAGAUAAAAAUCAUGCUGAAACAUCAUUUUCACCAAAUUAUGCAUUACAGUCACUGCAACUACCUCUUCAUAGUUCAGAAACUAACUUGUCUUUUAAUGAAUUUUCAGAAAGCUUUAAAACAACUUCCCCUGAGAAAAUGAGCAUAAGAAAGCCACAGGAGAAAUCUGCAGAUGGAAAACAAUUUUUGCAAAAUGAUAGGAAAAAUCCAAAGUUAGGUAAUACUCAAACUCUUUUGAGAAAUGAUGCUUCUGGACUUUUGAGCAGAACUAAACGAAAUAUUGUGCCUCCAGGGUGGUAUUCUAUAUAUGUAACAAAUAAUUAUGUUUUUAAAAAAUCCCCUAAAGCCAAAAAAGUAUCCGAAUCCACAACAAAAAACGAUCCAGUGAAAAAUAUUCACAUUGAAAGCUCACACAAUAUAGACCUAAACAAAAUUGCAAUGAAUUCUAAUUUACAAGUGGUUGUGAAGCGUUUGGAAGAUACAAUAAGUAUAGCCAAAAAAUCCUGGAAUAAGCCAUUAUCAGAAGGAUAUAAAGCAUCCAAGAAAUUGAUAGAAAUUGAUGGUAAAGACCAACAUGCUGACAGAAAUAUGACUCUUACUCUAAAUAGAAUGACAUGCAAAGAACAGAGCUUAUCAAAAUCUGUGGUAGCAUCCGGCAAUAUUAUCAAAAGUCAUUGCAUGCCUACAGUGGAUUUGAAUAACAAAAGACUUGAAAAUCUGAAAAAGUCAUCUAUUUUAGAUAUGGGUCACUUGAUUUCCAGUGUUGAAAAUGUACCAGCAAAAUAUGAAGGUACUGAAAGUUCAUCUGUUUCCAACUAUUCUAGUCCUAUCAAACUCAUGUUUUUAUCUGAGGUUAAAAGUAGUGAAGGGGUCAAAUAUACUUUAACUUCAGUUGGCACUUCCCAUUCAAAUGUCAUUCUCCCUUCUGAAAAACCUACAACCCAUCACGUAACUGAAGAAAAAACAGAAACAAAUGAGGAUAUCUCAAAUGCGAACUCUGAAAAUUAUCGCUGCAAUCAUUAUGAUACUGAUAUUUUUCAAAGAGAACUAAACAAAUUCAGUCAUGCAAAAGAAACUGCAGGAUCCUCUACAAUGUUUAUAGGUGAUAUAAAUAGUGAUAAGCCACAAGAAGAACCUAAGGACAAUUCAAGCAGUGCUACUGAUCCAUCUUUUAAAAGAAAACCAGGUAGACCAAAAAAAAUAGGUCCCCAAGUUGUGAAACAGAUUAAGCGACCAAUUGGAAGACCACCAAAGCCUAAAAUUGAUCAAACAAACAUCACUGUUUGCCAAAAUGAGCCCUUUAGUGCUGGAAGGAAAAGCCCAGAAUGUCUCAUAUCAGAAGUAAAAGAAGGUAUUUAUAAAAAGAGUAUUACAGUAACUGUUAUUUACGGAAGGUCAAGAAGAACUAAAAGGCAUGUUUCUGAAGGAAGGGUAAACAUAAGCAACCUUAUGUCUUUAAACAAUAAUGCUGGUGAUUUUCCAACUGAAUAUAAUACUCCCAGAAAUAUUAGUGAAGACAAAAUUGACUUGGGUGAAAGAAUAAGUGCUGUAGCAAGCUUGACUACUGAAAGUGAGAUCUUGGGGUCUGGCUUUGAAUAUGUGAGACCCAUCAAGAACAAAUCUGUGAUACCUCAGCCUUCCAAGAACAUUAUUCGACCAAAUCAGAAGCCUUUGGCAAUAAGUAGGAAGCCUGGUAGACCGGCAAAAGUGAAAAUCUCUGGCAUAUCUGUGACUAUUAAUAGAACUUCACCUCAGGAAAGAGAAGUAAGUAUUAGCAGCUGCUUGCCUCCUUUAGAACAGGAUAAUACGUCAGGAAAAAAUCUGCCUGAAGAAAAGUAUGACCAACAGUGCACUCAAAUGGAUAAAAUAAGGCACACUGAAGCUGAUAUAUUUAAAAAUGGAUCAAAACGUAUGAUUGCUACUGUACCUUUGAGACAUUCUAUUAGGGAUAGAAAACCAUCUCUGCAUUUCUUACAUUCAUUAGCAUCUUCUAGCUCACUUAUUUAUAGAAAUGCUCUGCUCCAUAAAUCAUAUAAACUGCAUUUGCAGAAAAAUAAAAGUCAGAAGGAAAAACGUAGGCACUCAAAGAUGAAAAUAGCUUACAAAGAUACCCCAAGAAACAGACUUUCGCGGAAUGCAAAAAAGUGUUUGGAAGAUAAUAAAUUAGUACCUAUUUCUGAAGUAUCCUUGGAUCCUAUAAUUUCAUCAAACCCUUUGCUCAGGUGGUGGGCUACUUCUGCUUCAAAUGAUUCCUUAUUAGAGGAAUUGAACAAUAGAUUUGAGCAAAUAACAAAUGCUUGGGUGCAAGUAAGUGGAGAUGAAGCUGAAAAUUGUAUUCAUAAAAAAAGAGAACACAUUGAAAAUGAUCAUUUCAAAGUAGCAAGCCCUUUGGAAACUUGUCUUUUAGAACUUGAAGUUUCACCUGUAAAAAUGCUUUUUCAGAAAAAGUAUGAUUUGAAUGAACUCUGUACUUGGUUUAUGCAAACAACAGAAACACAGUCUCUUUCACUAGUUAGAAAAGCAAAUGCCCGAAACCCUUUGGAAGUAAUAAAUACCAGGGGAAUCAAAUUAGGGACCAAAUAUUCUGACUUUAAUGCCAGCCCCUUCAGAAAGCACUUUAAAAAAUUUGCACUCUCUUCUCCUUCAAAAUCAGCAGAGAAAUUGCAUAUACUGCAUAAAGUGGCUAACUCUCCACUCUUAAAUGUGAAAAGUAAUUUAGCAAUAGCUAGAUUAAAAAGGACUGAGUUUAAGAGGUUGCAUCAUGAAAGGUGGAAAAGAGAGGGAAAGCUGCACAACCAUGGAACAGUUGACUGGAACUCUAAAAGGAGAAACUUAAGAUUUUUCUGCCAGAACCAAUUUUUAAGUAAGACUGAGGGAGAAACAAAUGCUGACAUCCCACUCCAAGGAAAAAGCAUAGUAGAUAAUCAGUGUGUUUUGCCACCUGAGAUCAGGGGUGACUUGCAGCAGAGGGUAGUAAUGCCUGACUUCAAAAUACAUGCUAGUUUUGAGAAUAAAUUUAAGUCAGAAGCAAAAGAGAAUGGAACAAAUUGCAGCCAAAAAGACUUUCAAAAGGGACCAAGACUAGAAAAUGUAUGUCCUAAUAGUUGGAGGUCAAAAACCUUAAAAGACUGUAGAAUAUUUUUGAGGAAGCUCAACUGUCUUGAACACAGAAAUACUUUUAAGCUAAAUACAAUCAUUUACUCUCCUGAAUCUACUGACAGUGGAAAUACUCAUCAGACUCAUAUGGAAGAAUCAAAGCGCUUUACUUUAAGAUCUCAUUCUGCUAGGCAAAAUUCUUUUAAAAAACAAUCUAAAGAAAUAGAAAAUGCUAAAGCAAAUAAUCCUUCAGCUGAUGAAUUUGCUGACCAUCUUGGCAAUAGUAAAUUAAGCAAAUGUGUUAACUUUGACAAGAAUCCUGAUAGUUUUGAAGUUCUUAGCAAUUUGAACAAAAGAAAAAGACCUCCAUGGAAGACCACAGAAAUGUCAACAAAAAGACAUAAACGACAGUCUUGCAACAGUGGACAAAUGGCAAACUAUUUUUCCAAAUCCCUAGCAUGCUACAAGUGAAAACUGAUGAGAAACUGAAUGUGUCUGAUGAGAAUACAGCAAGUUGCCCUUUGAGCCCCAUUAAGAUGUGCCUUAAUCGUCCCAUUGAAUGGAAUCUGAAUUUGACAACAGCAUCUCUAACGAGCUGUACAGUUCAUAACCAAAAUCUCAAAAGCGAAGAGAAAUAGAUUGCAGUUCUUCUUGCACUAUCUUUAUUUUGUAUGUCAGUAUUCCUUCUGAACAAUAAGCAUUUAUCAAUUGAUCUUGAAGUAUUUCUAGUCCUGUGAUUUGUCUUUAUAUUAAAUCAUUAGCAUUAAUCA
Messenger RNA from Pan troglodytes (chimpanzee), 6355 nucleotides. RefSeq names its product ligand dependent nuclear receptor corepressor like (gene LCORL). The coding region runs from base 441 to 6056 and encodes 1871 amino acids. Gene Ontology annotation, biological process: regulation of transcription by RNA polymerase II. NCBI's taxonomy places the organism in Eukaryota, Metazoa, Chordata, Mammalia, Primates, Hominidae. Gene Ontology annotation, molecular function: DNA binding. The record is from RefSeq and is a predicted model, not a curated record. The transcript is spliced from 8 exons. Gene Ontology annotation, cellular component: nucleus.